Molecule: messenger RNA, 731 nt
Organism: Hibiscus syriacus
Lineage: Eukaryota; Viridiplantae; Streptophyta; Magnoliopsida; Malvales; Malvaceae
Exons: 1
Coding region: 59-562 (167 amino acids)
Source: RefSeq, a predicted model, not a curated record
UUCCUGUCCUCAUCUGUGUCUGCGUUUGAUCAAAGCCGAGAAGAAAAAAAAUCCAAAAAUGCGUAAUCGGUCACAAAUCUCUCUGUGCAAAUGCCUUCUGAGAUACCCUUUUGAAUCAUAUCCAAAGCCCACAUCUUCGUUACUCAUUAACUCGCUUUCAGCGAUUCCUAUUCAAUUCGUCCACAACUCAGCCCCAUGCCCAAAACCCAACCUUCUUCAAUACCCAACGUUCCAAAACUCACCAAGCCAACACAUAAUCCACCAAAAUCAUAGGAAGUACAGCACUGGGUCAGCAUCCGAGUUGGAUGUGAACAAGGAGGUCGAUUCAAUCAACCUCAAGUUUGCAGAAGCAAGAGAGGAGAUAGAGAUGGCAAUGGAGUCCAAAGAGACUGUUUAUUUCAACGAAGAAGCGGAAUGUGCUCGCGCUGCUGUUAAAGAGGUUCUGGACAUGUUUGAAGGGCUUCUGGCGAAGCUACCCGAGUCGGGAAAGGCGGCUUUGCAGCGCUCAAUGGGACUCAAGAUUGAGCAGUUGAAGGCUGAGCUUCAGCAAUUGGAUGAUUGAUUAGGUCAAUUCGAAUGGGUUUCUGCUCAAAAUCAACGCGUUGAAUUUGCUUUGCUUCAUUUGUCACACUUGAUAGAGAAUUAGAGAUGACGGAUUAGUGACUUUAGAAGUGACCUUUGAUUUUGUUGAAAAAGAAUUUGAUUUUGAAUAAAGUGUUAGUAUGCUUUUA